CCGGCUCCCCUACUUUCCUUCCAUUAAUCCUUUCUUCCCUUUACUUCCCAUCAUUAAUCCACAGUGAGAGUAAUCUGUCGUUGUAUUUCUGCCAUGUUUCCCUGGUGAUCAGAUGGUAAUCUUGUCUCUCUGCCCCCUGCAGGUCAGGACGGGACGCUGCAGUCGUUCUCCGCCGUCCACGAGAGCUUCAACAAGAACCUGGGUCACGACCAACAACACAGACAGUGUCGCUGUGUCACCAAACUUCAGGAACUUCAGAUACAUUUCAGUGUACCUCUAUCUGGGUUGACCAGGACUUUACCUUUACCUUUAACACAGGGAGUUAUGUGGAGGAUUUUCCUGACGGUCAGUCUGCUCUGCUGGAGCGCUGACGGACAAGUGACCUGCAGAAAUGAAAAGGAUGAACCAGUGGACUGGUACAUCAUCUACAAGGUACCCAAACUGAAUAACAUCGGAACUACGGGUUUGGAAUAUCUUUACAUUGAUUCAGCUGGGAAGAACGAGACCUCUACAGAUCACAAUAAGCCCAUCAACCAUCCUAAUGGUGUCCUGGCAAACACCCUGCGGCCCAUAUUUACCACAUCAAUGCCAGACAACUUUGGAUUCAUCUCCUACAGCGACCAACCUCCUCCAAUAGGAACGGGUCUUGGCUCUACGUUUGGUCACAGUAAAGGACUUAUGAUGAUGGAAAAAGACAAGACAGGAGUCUGGCUCUUACACAGCACACCACAGUUCCCUUUUGAAAGAGAUCAAAAUAAUUUCUACCCAUCCAGCGGAGCAGCGAAAGCUCAGACGUUUAUCUGUGUAACAUUCAACUACGACCAGUUCCAACACAUAGGUGAACACCUGCUGGCCAUCGCAGCUUUCCCUUUUGAUCAUCAUAUUCCAGACGGCUUCCAUAAAGAGCUUACACAGGUUACAGAGAAAGACUUGAAGAAAAGACCAAAACGUGACGCAAAUCAAGUCAAAAGUCGGGAGCUGACAUCUGCAGGAUUACUAUCAGCAGGAUUAAUAUCAGCAGGAUUAAUAUCAGCAGGAGUAAUAUCAGCAGGAUUAACAGGAACAGGAACAUCGUUUGAAAGCAUUGCUAAACACCAAAUUAAAGACGAGAUGGACCUUGUUCUCCUGAUCACCUCCACGUUCACUUUUUCCAUUGUUGAUCGGAACGAAAAGCCUUGUCUACGUAACAAUGACAAAGAAGCUUACAACAGAUUUGUUAAGAAACACAUCAUUCAAGAGAACUUUGACAGAAACUCUAUUGAUGCCUGGCAACGGUACAUAACGGACCGUGGACUCUGCGACAGGCGUCGACCGAAGCAGUCCUUCUUCGAGCCCGGGUCUCAGGGAGCUGUCGAGCAGAUCUGUCAAGGCCAUGGCCACCCACUGUCAAAUCAUAAAGACAACUUAUGCAUCAGUCCCAAUACCCUGCCAUUUUAUUAUGUUACGCUUGACAACAAUUGCAAAGUUGAUUGUGUAGUUCUUAAGGAGGAUUAUGUUGUUGUGGCUUGUGAUGUGAUUGUAAACCAGUGCCGUCCUGUCCAUUUUGAGAAGCACAACGGCCAAGGGCCAGACAUGAGCGCUAUUUGCCAGAAAGUAAAUGCUGCUUAGAAUACGCCACAUUUUGGAGGUUAGUAGACACUGGAGUCCAGAUGUCAGGUUCGUUAUUGUCCUGACAUCUGAAACCUCUGUCGAGCUUAGCUAAACCACGCCUUGUUCACUUACAUAAGAAAACAUUGGCAUGUCAUUUUGUUCUUAAGCUACAUUAUAUUCUGUUACAUAUUUGUUCGUACCAUGUUGUGGGAUGAGCAUUAUUAACCUUGUGUUGUCCUCCCGGCUAAAGACAUUUUGACACUUUUUUCAACAUUUUUUUCCCCUAAGCUUCCGCCACUUUAUGUUGACGUUUUUUUCCGCUUAUUGUCGCAUUUUCUAUUUUCAAGUUGUUGUUGUUUCAAUGUUUAAAAAAAGUUUUGUCACCCUUUUUUGUCACUUUCACGUUUGACGCUUUUUUACCACUACUACCAACUCAUACAACCAGUUUUACACUUAUCUUUGGAAUUCAUGGACACUAAACCUAAUUUUUUGUAUUUAAAAA
Molecule: messenger RNA, 2092 nt
Organism: Sander lucioperca (pikeperch)
Lineage: Eukaryota; Metazoa; Chordata; Actinopteri; Perciformes; Percidae
Exons: 10
Coding region: 325-1608 (427 amino acids)
Biological process (GO): apoptotic DNA fragmentation
Molecular function (GO): deoxyribonuclease II activity
Source: RefSeq, a predicted model, not a curated record